Peronospora matthiolae is the source of this 1605-nucleotide messenger RNA. NCBI's taxonomy places the organism in Eukaryota, Oomycota, Peronosporomycetes, Peronosporales, Peronosporaceae. The record is from the annotation of a GenBank genome assembly.
AUGUCGUCACUACGGCAGCGUACCGGCCCCGUAGCCAAUGCGUCUCUAUCCACAUCAGCAAAGCCAGCGUCUUCUGCUUCGAAAGAGACCUUGACGGCGUCUAAAGACCGCGUGGAUCGUACAGAAAGCGAGUCCGAAGCGAGCGACUGGUCGUCCAUGCUCCUCCUCCUCUUGUUGUACACGUUGCAGGGCAUUCCCAUGGGUCUUUCCAGCAGCAUUCCGUUCAUCUUGCAGGAGAAAGUCGGCUACGGAGACCAAGCGACGUUCAGUCUCGUGUCGUGGCCUUUCAGUCUCAAGCUCCUCUGGGCGCCGUUCGUGGACUCGCUCUAUAGCGAACGCUUUGGCCGUCGCAAGUCGUGGCUCAUCCCCGUGCAGUUUCUCUGUGCGGCAAUGAUGGUCAUCGGUAGCUGGUUCAUGGACGACAUGCUCGGUGAACGGGAGGGCCAGAAGCCGCACGUUGUCUACCUCACUGUCUUUUUCUUUGUGCUGUACUUCAUCAUGGCUACACAAGACAUUGCCGUCGAUGGCUGGGCCAUCACCAUGCUCUCGAAAAAAAAUGUUGGCCACGCCUCCACGUGCAAUACAGUGGGCCAAACGGUCGGCUACUUUGUGGCCUACGUGGGCUUUCUAGCACUGAAUGACCCAGCGACUUGUAACAGCUACUUGCGCACUGCACCAGAAGAUGAAGGCAUGGUAUCGCUGCCGGGCUUUAUGCGCUUCUGGGGCUGGAUCAUGUUCUUCACGACUUUAGGUGUGUGGUUGUUCAAGCGCGAGAAGCCUGAGGAUGAGGGGAGUGAGCGGUUGACUAUCGCUCAGACUUACGCGCAGAUGUACUCGGUACUGCGUCUGCCUAGUGUUGUGUCGCUGUCAGUGGUGCUACUUACAAGCAAGAUUGGGUUUGCUGCUGCGGAAAAUGUGGCAUCGCUCAAGCUGGUGGAAUAUGGAAUGAAGAAGGAGAAGUUGGCUCUGCUGACGCCAAUCUUGAUUCCGCUCGGGAUUGUAAUCCCUGUCAUGGUCAGUCGGUGGAUUAAACCGUCACAGCCGCUCAACCUUUUUCUCUGGGGUUAUCCAGUGCGACUCGCUGUGGGACUUCUGUAUGCUGGACUCGUGUACGUCACGCCUAUGGCAAUGGCUCAAGAAGAGAGCUCUCACUUCAUUUUCUACGGCAUGAUAUUGGUUAUCGGUGCGCUGCAUGAAGUGGCGGCCAACAUGAUGUACGUCCCGCAAAUGGCCUUCUACGCCCGCAUCAGCGACCCGUCAAUUGGUGGCACAUACAUGACAUUCCUCAACACUGUCACAAACUUGGGGUCCAAGUGGCCCAACUCACUCAGUCUUGCUGCUGUGGACCGUCUUACCACGCGCGAGUGUAUGGCUGGCUCAAACGAAAUACUGGACAUUGGAUCCCGCACGUGCUCGGAUGCCGAGGAGCGGAAAGCGUGUAUUGACGCUGGCGGAGAGUGCCUCAUUGUGCGUGACGGCUUCUUCGUGGAAUCCGUCAUAUGUUUGGUGAUUGGCGUGGCCUGGCUGCUCUUCUUCUACCGUCGCAUUCAGCUGCUGCAAAACCUCAAGAUUCAUAAGUGGCGCGUGAACGCGACGGCCGAGUAG